Messenger RNA from Penaeus indicus, 594 nucleotides. RefSeq lists its product as uncharacterized. The transcript has 2 exons. NCBI's taxonomy places the organism in Eukaryota, Metazoa, Arthropoda, Malacostraca, Decapoda, Penaeidae. The record is from RefSeq and is a predicted model, not a curated record. Bases 99 to 536 code for a protein of 145 amino acids.
CAGCCACGGAGGAGGCGGCGGAGGCAGCUACGGCAGCGGCGGAGGAGGCGGGAGCUUCGCAGGCGCUGGAGGUUACGGCAGCGUAGGCUCCGGAGGCCAUGGAGGCGGAGGCGCGGGGGGCUACGGAGGCAGCAGCGGCGGCGGGUACGGAGGCGGGGGGUACGGAUUCUCAAGUGGAGGAGGACACGCAGGCAGCGGCAUCGGUGGGUACGGAUUCUCAAGUGGAGGAGGAGGUGGACACGCAGGCAGCGGCGGAGGCGGCCGAUACGGAGCCGGAGGCGCUGGAUACGGACUAUCAAGCGGAGGCGGAAGCUUCGGAGGAGGCGGACACGGCGGCGGCGGAGGUUACGCGGUCACGACGAUCUACCGAGGGAGCACAGGAGGCGGCCUUGGGGGAGGAGCCGCGAGGGGGCUCGCAGGAGGCGGCUACGGCGCAGGCGGCGGAGUCCACGUUACCGGAGGAGGCGGUUACGGGAAGUGAAGCCAGAAUAUAUUCAAUAAUUGUUCGCAAAGAAAUUAUAAGAAUAAUAUUGUGAGUAGGUUUAUAUAAAAAAACAUGUAUUUUUGUACUUUUAUUUUCUACUGAUGUUCCGU